GUUGACAGGUAUAUAGCCAUGAAGCUGCCCCCUGAUUAAAAAUGACUGUUCUAUCCCCGUCAACAUUCAAUUGCAUCCUUUCGUCACACUUGCUGGUAAAUACAAAUCCUCCACAUCAUCGACUUCACCAUGGAGCUCACCACCCUUCUCUCUUUCCUGGCUAUCGCACUCCCCAAUGCUUAUGGUGCGCCCACCACGGAUGCCAAUAACAUGCACCCCGAGCUCCUCCAUGCCAUGAAGCGUGAUCUUGGCUUGAACGCUGAACAGGCCGCUACCCGUAUUGCCGAUGACCACAAGGCCACCGAGCUCAUCACCAAGCUCACCGAGUCCAUCGGCAGCGAUAAGUUUGCUGGCGGUUGGAUCAGUGCCGGCAAGACGUACGUUGGAGUCACCGACAAGGCAGCCAAGGACCAUGUCACCGCUGCCGGUGCCGUGCCCGUCAUCAUGAACACCACCCUCUCCAAGCUGGAGGCUGCCAAGAAGGCCAUUGAUGACCACCUCUCCUCAUCCGUCCGGGCCCGUGACAAUACCAAGGCCGAUCCAAACCUCGCCGGCAUUGCCUCUUACUUUAUUGACGUCGCCAAGAACAAGCUCAUCGUUGAGUCCCUUGCAGAGAACAAGGACCAAGCUCGUGCGCUUGCUGCUCGCGGCAACCUGUCCGACGCCGAGUACGAGAUCCGCGUCGUCAAGAGCCUUCCUUCGGCUGCUGCUGACGUGGUAGGCGGAUGGCCGUACGUUGCUGGCGGCUUGACUUGCUCUUACGGCUUUGCUGUCCAGGGCGGCUUCAUCUCUGCUGGCCACUGCGCCCACCGUGGCGACACCGUCACCGUCGGCACAUCGCAAGGCGGCGAGUACGUUGGCCAGUUUGUUGACUCGCGAUUCCCCGGCAAUGACAUGUCCUACGCGCAAACGGGCAACAAUGUCAAGCUCUGGGCCUCGGUGAGCGACUACAACGGCCGCUACUACUCCAUCCGAGGCAGCCAGGAGGCCGCUCAGGGCGCCAGCGUCUGCCGUUCGGGCGCCAAGACGGGUCUCCGUUGCGGCUACAUCCAGGGCAAGGGCCAGACGGUCGUGCUCGACCAGGUCAAUACUGUCUAUGAUCUCACGCGCACUUCGGCUUGCUGCGAUCACGGUGACUCUGGUGGCUCCUUCUUCACUGGUGACCAGGCUCAGGGUGUCACGUCGGCCACCAACGGAGGCUGCAACAGCGGCGGCAUCUGCUAUUACCAACCCGUCAACCCCAUCCUACAGACCUACAACGUCCGUCUCCUCACUCAGUAA
Messenger RNA from [Torrubiella] hemipterigena, 1281 nucleotides. The record is from the annotation of a GenBank genome assembly. NCBI's taxonomy places the organism in Eukaryota, Fungi, Ascomycota, Sordariomycetes, Hypocreales, Clavicipitaceae.